This is a messenger RNA of Cyprinus carpio (common carp), 2066 nucleotides long. RefSeq lists its product as uncharacterized. Bases 1161 to 1997 code for a protein of 278 amino acids. The transcript is spliced from 2 exons. Lineage: Eukaryota; Metazoa; Chordata; Actinopteri; Cypriniformes; Cyprinidae. The record is from RefSeq and is a predicted model, not a curated record.
CACAGCCUCUAAAUAUGGCACCACCCUGACUAAGGUCUAAAGCAUGUCAGUUUCCCAAAAGUAUUUAAUGUCAGCUACUCAGAAAGUGUGCACAGCUAUAUUUAUAACAUAAAAGUGAUGUCAAAGCCAAACAGUAGUGUUUAACCUCAAAACCCACGGAUAGACUAAGCCUGGAUUAUUUACAACCUUAACAUUCUGCCACUGCUUUUAUAGCCCCCCACGUACACAUUCGUAUUUGCAGCAUCAGGAGUCUUUAUCAGAGUCUUUCAACCGCAUCCCAAAUUUGUUCUUCAUGUCCGUUAGCUUCAUCCUCUUAAUGGCCCAGGUAGCUACUGCUGUAGGAGAGAGCUAAUAUUUCACGCCAAGCAGGAACCCAGCCAAUGGGUCCAUUUACUGGCAGAUAGAGAGGAGAGAGAAAGCAAAAAAGGGAGUGAUAAGGGAGAGGGGGAGGAUCCGGACUGCAGGCGGACUGCGGCAGGAGGGGUGUGACGUGAUCGAGAGAGAGAGAGAGAUGGCAAGAUACAACCCUCAGGCAGAGUCUCUGUAGCAGAGAAGCAGCAGAGAUGCUCGGAUUCCAAACAGGAAGCGCUUUGUGCCAGAAGUGGAUGUAGUUUUUCAUCAGUCGGCUGUGUUUGGCGGUGUAAUGAGCAUGUCAUUCUGAGUCAGGGCUAUGGAUGAGUCAGUGUGGCACUUGUUAGUGACCUGGUAUGUGUGACAGGACAGUGAGUUUGAGGACUGCAGAGAGUGUGUUUACUCCCAGAGAGCCAUGCUUUCAUUCUGCUUCACUUUAGUUUGGUUUAACUGGAUGCUAUUGGGUUUUUGAACUCUCUUUUGAGAUUGUCAUUGUGUGUCAUAUAUCAGAAGAGUUAGGUCAGCUUUCAAUAACUUUUGUGAAUGAGUAAGACUUCCUCGCAUUAACAGAACUGGGAACUGUUGAUUGGCCGAGGGCUUUGCUGCCCUGCGAGAAAACUUCCUGUUUCCUCCAAGUGGACUUUGUGUUUCAUUGGGCAAGCACGCCAAAGGAUGCAAGUGUAAUCCAGGAAAAAACACAUCCUAUUGUUUCUUAGGAUUGCACACGGAUCCGUAGCCCGCGCUUCUCAACGACAUUACGAAGAAACGCACUGUACAGUGAAGCUGUAAGCUUCUGACUUGGUGCAGCCAUGAGUGGGGGAGUGAAUGUGAAGAGUCUUCCACGAGCCCAGCCGGGCUCCGGCAUCCCUCUGCAUAGGACCAGACUCCCCUCCCCAAAACCUGAGCCCAAGAGCACCAGCAGUGGCCUUCCAAGACCAUCCACACAUGUCCCCGUUAGCAACAGAACCUCCUGUAGUGGCAGCCCUACAGCUGUCUCCUCCAGAGACGUGCUAAGGGACACCACCCUCAGAAACCAGCAUCUGCUACUAAGAGGCAGUCCUCCUAGUCAACGAGCUUCCACUACUUCUCAAAUACAGACCCAAGACUCUAGAUCAGCCCACAGCAGUCCACAAGUUCGACGGAAAGAGUCCCCACUUUUGAGGGGUACUAUGGAUGGGUCCAGGACAGAGAGUUUGCUUGACCUUCGGUCCAAUGGCAACAAGAACUUCCAGAGUGGAAUCUUUCAUUCCCAGAUGGGACGAAUGGACAACGAUAACAGUUUGAUCUCAGAAAAACUCAAAUGCCACGAGGAGAGCGCUGCUUCUGGAAGCAGUCAAAGCAAGACAGGAAUCCCUUCAUUCAGAUUUAGUAACAAAAACUUGAGGCCUGGUCCAGCGGCCACUACCGUAGAUACGGGUCUCCUCAGAGUCCGUCGAGAGAGAGUGUCCCUGCAGAACAGUGCCUCCAGUAGUUUUUCAGAUGAGGAGAUGUGCACUCCAGAUGACCUCAGUCCCGAGGUCCCACAGAAGCCACCCCCCGAGACUACUGCAGUCCCAAAACAGGAAACCUCUAGUGUUGAGAUGCUCAAAACCAAACAGUUACCAAAGGUCAACAUGGCUGCUGUGGCACCUUUCAGAUACAGGUAAGUUCUGGAAUUUUUUUGAAUGAUUGUAGCGCUACUAUGAUUAAAAAAUCAGCUUAGACCAGUACGAAAA